Parasteatoda tepidariorum (common house spider) is the source of this 3949-nucleotide messenger RNA. Its product is annotated as zinc finger protein ZIC 1. Gene Ontology annotation, biological process: regulation of transcription by RNA polymerase II. Lineage: Eukaryota; Metazoa; Arthropoda; Arachnida; Araneae; Theridiidae. Gene Ontology annotation, molecular function: RNA polymerase II cis-regulatory region sequence-specific DNA binding; DNA-binding transcription factor activity, RNA polymerase II-specific. Gene Ontology annotation, cellular component: nucleus. The record is from RefSeq and is a predicted model, not a curated record.
CAAGCAGGGAUCAAGUACCCCACCCUCCUUCCGCAACGCCGUCUUGAAAGGAACGAGAAACUUUUAGUUUGCGUAAGCUCACAAAUACGGGAGCAUGCAACAGUGCGGAAUGCGUCGGUUAUUAGCCUCCUAGCACGUGAAUGGAGCAACUAAACGGAUUAACGAAAAGGAAUCUUCGUCUCAUGGAUAUGAGCCACAUGCAUACUGGACUCAACGGCAUAGGGUUCCCAUUUUCUCAGGCAAUGACCGUCCAUCACCGUGGGGGUCAGGAAGUCCAAGCCACAGCGGCGGACAUGCUCAAUCCAUUCAUAGAUUCAACUGGGCACAUGGGAAGUCUGAAACUGAGUCCUCAGCAUGGGAUGCACAAUGAUGUAGUUCACCAUUCACAAACAAAUCAUCAAUACCCUCAGACAAAUGGUUACGGUGUAUCACACUCUCAUCAUCACCAUCAUCAUCAUGUGGGGAGUUACGCAGCUAGAGAAUUUCUAUUGCGACGGGAUCAUAUGCCUUCACUUGCCAACAAUUUGGCAGCCCAUGAUCCUUUAUCAAAUACUUCACAAGGACAUCAUGGAAUGUUUGUUUCCACAUCAUCAACACUCCAUGGACACCAUGCCACAGAUCCAUCCGCCACAUCUCAUGUUCUAUUUCCCAGUCUUGAUCAUCAUCAUACACACAAUCAUGGACAGAUGCGUCUUUUACCAGGUUCUGAAAUGUACGCUAGAUCAGACAGUUUUAAUCACGUGGGACCAAGAACAGAUCAAUUCAUGGGUGGAAGUUAUGGACACAUGCCACCUAUGCCAACUCCUGGAGCUUUUUUCAGGUACAUGAGACCAUCCAUAAAACAAGAGCUAACGUGUCGUUGGAUAGACCAAGAUGUUCCACAGCCACGUAAAGCAUGCAACAAAACAUUUAGUACAAUGCAUGAGAUAGUGUCUCACAUAGCAGUGGAGCAUGUUGGUGGCCCUGAGUGUACCAACCAUGCCUGCUUUUGGGAAGAUUGUCCUAGGAAUAACAGACCAUUUAAAGCAAAAUAUAAACUUGUCAAUCAUAUACGUGUACAUACGGGGGAGAAACCCUUUCCAUGCCCAUUUCCUGGAUGUGGUAAAGUUUUUGCAAGAUCUGAAAAUCUAAAAAUUCACAAACGAACACAUACAGGAGAAAAGCCUUUUAAGUGUGAAUUCGAAGGUUGUGAUCGAAGGUUCGCCAAUAGUUCAGAUAGAAAAAAACAUUCUCAUGUCCACACAAGUGACAAGCCUUAUAAUUGUAAAAUUCGAGGUUGUGACAAAAGUUAUACACAUCCUAGUUCAUUACGAAAACAUAUGAAAGUGCACGGCAAAUCGCCGACACCACCCGGUACAACUCCCGGCAGCUGCACGUCAGGUUCCGGCUACGACAGCGAUGUUGCAGGCAACUUAACGGCAACGGAGGAUACUUUAGCUUCGCCGCCCGCCAUCGUUCCACCAUCCGCCACCGUCCCACCAAUCCACCACCUUCACCACCCCCACCAUCAUUCAACAAACCUCAGUGAAUGGUAUAUUUGUCAGUCAACUGCUGGCAUGCCUACUCCCCCCAGCAACGAACAUUCUCCCCUUGCAGGUCACACCUUACACUCCAUAACUUCAAGCUUUUAAGUGAAUAUGUGCUUUAAAGAGCGAUAACAAUUCUUUUAACGAAUUUUAUCGUGGCCUUGUGCUUUAUUCAAUUCUGUCAUUCAUCACUUUAACCGAAUAUUAUUUAUAGUCCGAGUUAUUAAAAUAAGACAUUCAAUUUUAUCAUUUAUCAAUGGUUUUAAAAACGCUUUCGCUGAACAUCUAUUUUGUUAAAGAUCUUUUCUCUUAAUGUUCAAGCAUAGUUAAACUACACAUUAAAAAAAAAUUUAAUAAAAUUAUUUUUAAAAUUUUACAUAACUAAUAAUUUAAUUAUUUAUCCCUUUUUAAAUAAAGAAUUAGAACAAUUUUUAAUGAAAGGAAUUUUAUCAGUGAUGCAUUUCUUAAAAAUCGUUUUCACAUUGGAAAAAUAGGAAGUAAAUAAUAUUUAUAUUAUAUAGAAAAAAAAUACUAUGGAAUUUCUGUGUGGUAGAUUUAAAGUACACAAGCCAGUUAAUGUUAGAUUUGUAUUUAUCAGUGUUUUUAGUUGUUAAAAUUAAUUAUUAUGAUAAUGUGAUAAACUAUUUUUUACUUAUAGUUUUAUUUUGCAUGUAACGCAUAGUAAAUAUUAAUUUGUAAAUUUUUUUUUUAAAAAAUGUCACAUUCUUGUUAAUUCUGUCAACAAUGUAUUGAAACGACUUCGUAAUUAUUUAGUUUUUAAGUGUUGCAUUUUUGUAGGAAAAAAAGCAUUUUUAUUGUUCUUGAAGUCGACAAAAUCAGAUUUUCAAACAAUACAACAAAUUAACAAACUGUAUCAUUUCUGUUUCCCCCAACGUAAUUUAAAUGAUAGUUCAUAUGUUAUAUCAUGUGCAUGCCUUCAUUUCUUCUGAACUUACAAAUGAAGACACAAAACUCUUUUCUUAUUUUGAAAAUAGUUCUUAGCGCAUUUGACAAUUUAACUGAAUUUUAUUUAUAAAAAGGGCUUGUAAUACUUGAAACUUAUGAUUUGUUAUAAAUUUUAUUGAAAUAGUUAUUCCGUUUAAUUUGUUUUGAAAUAUUUGCUCUAAAUUUUAGUUAAAUAAAAGGUUUAAUUCAGACAAUUUUAACUUUUCCCGUUUGAAAUAUAUAAUUUGAAAACUUAUUAGAUAAGUUGCAUUAAGUAAAAUAAGAAUCAGUACUUUUAUGUAUCGAUUUCCAUAGUAAUCUUCGUUCGAAAAAAUUUUAAUACAAAUUUUCAGAUAACUUUAGUUAUAUUUUUCAUAGAAUAAAAAGUUAACAUAAGAAUAUGAAUUUGUGCCUCCUUUAGCAUUACUUAAAAUCUUUAGUUUUAGGUUAUACACAUUUUUUAAAGUAUCAUUUAAGAUAUAUAAAAAUUAAUAAAGCGAAAUGAAAGUAUUAAUGAUUUUAACAAUAAUCUAGUAAGAUUUGUAAGAAGACGUAAAACGUAAAUCCAAAAGGAAACUUGUCAUAUAUUUUAUGAAACAAGAACCAAAGAGUGUGCAAAUAAUUAUAUAAUUAUUUAUAAUAUUAAAGUUUACAUUUUACAGUUGGCAUUUUUUUUGUUUUGUACAAUUUUCAUUCUAAUAAUUAUGCUAAAAUGUAAAGUUUGAUGUGUAACCUUCAUAAUAGAUAAUUGUGUACAAGUGUUCUGCUUUUCUUCUGAUAUGUUAAAAGUAUUCAAAUGAUUUCGUGACGUCAUCGAAAUGCAAACAUUCAUUUACAAACAAAUUAAGCUGUAUAUAUGUAUAAAAUCUAAUGAGUAUUUGUAAAUUGUAUAUAGUACUCAAUGUAGUACAUAAAACUUAUAAUUUUUUAUGAAAGUGUAGGCAAAAGUGAUUAAUGUCUUGCACGAAAAAUGACUUCUCUAUGCCUUAAUGCUGAGUGACUUUCUAGUUAAUAUAUUAUUUAUAUUUAAAUAUUAGUAUUUAAUUACACUUUUUUGAAAGUAAAAAUAUUUAAAAUAUUCCUUAGAUUUAGAUAGUAUUAUUUACUUUCAUUUUGCUAACUUCGAAAAUGUUAAGCUUGAAACUGAUAAAAAUAAGGUGCUGAUUUAUAAUGCUUUCCAUGACGAUAACUUGUUACAGCGGAUUGUAAAACAAAUAAGUUCCUCGGAGUAUGUACUAGGUAUGAUUACUUAAUAAAAAGUAUUUCUUCGUUGUAUGAAGAAAUUUAUAAAUGCAGUCAAUAAAAAUCGGAACUAAACAAAAUUUUUCUAACAUAGAUAUUACCAGUAAAUUUAAAUCUGACUUAAAUUUGCGAGGAUUUGAAAAAAAAAAUUUUUUUUUCAUUAAGUUAAAGUGUAGGUAAAUUUCAUAUGGAUCUUUUUCUAAAAACUAUUUUUGAAACUGCUAUAACAGCAAAUU